Molecule: messenger RNA, 1020 nt
Organism: Fulvia fulva
Lineage: Eukaryota; Fungi; Ascomycota; Dothideomycetes; Mycosphaerellales; Mycosphaerellaceae
Exons: 1
Coding region: 1-1020 (339 amino acids)
Source: RefSeq, a predicted model, not a curated record
AUGUCCAACCACACCACUCCAGCGCCCACCAGCGCCCCACGACCGAGCUACUUCGACACCAUAGCCUCUACCAUCGCCUCCUCUUCCGAAAGCAGCACAGCACACUUCGAGCAAACCUGGUCCUCCCACCUCGGCAACUCAUACCUCCGCGCGACUCCCCGUAACACCGGCAAGGGCCCUGGUCUGCUCGAUCUGCCCCCGGAGCUGAGGCUGAUGAUCUAUGGAUCCAUGCAUCUAGGUCCUCAUCUCACCGCGACUGGCGAGGGAGCCAAAGAGGAAGGGGCAGAAGCAAUCGACAUCGCCGCCCUCCUCAACUGGAAGAAACUCCCAGCGUCCGAAAUGACCGCCAGGAACCCCUGGAACUGGAUCCUAACGCACCCCCUCUUCUUCACCGAAGCCCUCGAUAGUAUCACGCAGCGCCACGCAGUCCUCCUCCGCAGUCUCGAGGGCGUCACGCUUGCGCUUCCAUACCUUACCCACGUCAAAACCCUCAUCCUAGAUUUCGCCUACGUCCACGCGAUAGAAACAAGCGACGCACUCGACAACUUGCGAAACCUCCCCAACCUCGAAAUCCUGAGAAUCAACACCACACCCUCGACCCUCCCAUUCUGCCGCUCCCCAGCGCCACUCUCCGGCUUCAGCGCCCUGCACACACUAACGCUCCAUAACGUCUCCGACGAAGCGGAAGAGCGCGCCGACCAAGCGGCCCAUCAACUUCGAAUGACGAAACUGGAAGCACAACUAGCUGCGGCGAACGAGAACCUCCAAGCAGCCAGGCUAGCUACGGCAGGGGUGUCCCUGAAUCCUUGGCAGAAGUUGCAGCAGAUGCAGCUUCAGCUGGAUAGGCUUGAUAUUGAUGCGGAGAUUGUGAAGUUGAGGUUGGCGGGGGUUGAGGGGGUUUGGGGGAGUGGUGCGGUGAGGGAUUCGAGGAUUGAGGCGAGGAGGGGGAGGCGGAGGGGGUUGCGGAGACGGGAGAUUGGGUUGAGGGUGGAUCUUGGGUUGGGGGGUGUGGGUGUGUAG